GGACUGGUCAACGUGUGGGAACACUUCAACUGUAGCCAGUAAGCUCCUCAAAUUAGCAACAUUAUGCUUGUGGUGGCGGUGCUGGGACUCAUCCUUCAGUGUGUGUACUCCGUCCCCCCUCUGCCUCUAUCACUAGUAUCAGCGAGAGGGCGAGGAGGGCUGGCUGACGCAGGGGACACCGUGAGAGGCGUGAUGGAGGCCGCCUCUCCACCUAACUGCACCAUCCUCAUUCUCACCGACGGUACACCCUCCGCUAGAGCUCUUCUGCAGAGAGUGGAGAUCGGGUGCCCGUGGGGCGUGUGGAGGUUGAGAGGCGCCGACAACACCUCCCUCCUACAGCACCUCACUGCCGUCAGGAAGGUGCGGCGUGGGUCCUGGGGGACGACUGUGGUGGUGGCGAGCGAGGACCCCGUCUUCCUCGCCGCCUUCGCCCAGCAGGCCCAGCGGGCGCGUCUCCUGGUGUGGGAGACUAGGCUGCUGCUGGUGACUCGCCUGCCCCUGCAGCAGGUUCAAGCCCUUCUUCAGCGACAUUGGACGUUCUCCAUGAUGAAUACCAUCUUGAUCAACGUCCAACAGGCACAACGGAGAAUCAGGUGUGGCGUGUACACACACCUGCCGUACAGCCGGGAGGGGGCGCGGCUGGUGCUCCUGGCGCAGUGGUCCUCCGGAGCUCCUCGUGAGUGGGUGUCCGCCACGCAGCUCUUCCAGGAGAAGUUUGCCAAUUUCCACGGUGCUCAAGUUCCGGUGACGAUGAUGCUGGUGUCCCCGUUCUGGAAAACGGUGGGUAGGGACACCGGUGACGGCACAACGACCAGGUACUCCGGCACGGGUGGGGACGCCACCACCAGGUACUCCGGCACGGGAGGCGACGCCACCACCAGGUACUCCGGCACGGGUGGGGACGCCACCACCAGGUACUCCGGCAGAGACUGCCUCAUGAUCAACUCCGUCGCCCGAGCCCUCAACUUCUCCAUCGGUUUCCGGCGCUCUCUCAGUAUAGUCGAGGUGAUGGACAAACUUGAAGAUGGCUCGGCCAUGAUCUCUGCCUUCCGGGUGAUGUUGAUACCCCAGAUCCUGGCCCGCGUCGACCACACCUACUUCAUCGAGCGGGCAACCUUCACCUUCAGCAUGGCGAAGCCCACAAUUAAACCGCUCUGGCAGAACAUGUACUACCCGCUCAGGGGCGAGGUGUGGGUAGCGCUGGCAGCCGCUCUCCUGGUCAUGCCUGGCCUCUUGUACCAGGUAGCGUACGCCGGGGACUUCAAGGCAAGAAACACCCUGAAGACUGGUUCCACCACGCUCAAGAUGGUCGCCAUGAUGCUUGGACAGGACAUAAUGGCGAAUCUGUCCAGUGUAAUGUCUGUCCGAAUGCUGGUGGCGGUGUGGGCAUUCUUGGCCUUUAUCAUAGGCACGGCUUACCGUGGCACCCUCACCGCCUUCCUCACCAUACCCAAGUACCCGGCUCGCCCGGAAACUAUUGACGAUCUCGCUCGCGUCGGUGUCAGGGCCAUGUUCAUUCCGAACGCCACACAGUACCUGAAGUACUUCCAGGAAUCCAAUCUGAGUUCGUAUAAGAGUGUGAGCAGUCGUGUGGACAUUGUGGAGAGUAUUGAGGCUGGCCUGAAGAAGGUCUCUCAGAAGAGGGUCGCCCUCUUCCACGAGCGGUACAACAUGGAGCUUUACAUCGAGGAGUUCUUCACUAGUCCUGAGGGCUCUACGCCCCUCUACGUGGCCCGGCACAAUGUAAUCCCCAACUACGCUGCCUACAUGACCCCGCACGACGCCCCGUACAAGCACACACUUGACCUCUGGCUCCUGCGGAUCAUUGAGAGUGGUCUGAAGGAGAAGUUUACCAGUGACAUGGUGCGGGAGACGUGGCAGGAGGUUCGCCACAGAAGGCAGCAGGCGCAGCAGCAGCAGGACCAGCAGCAGCAGCAGGCACAGCAGGACCAGCAGCAGCAGGCGCAGCUGCAGCAGGAGAGCCGCAGCGCAACAGAAUCCGGGGAGAAUCUGCAACCCCUCAGCAUGACUCAUUUGCAGGGACCCUUCUGGGCUCUUCUGUUGGGGCUUCUCCUCGCCGGCGCCUCCUUCGUCGCCGAAGUGUUCAUAGCAAGACAUACUCUCCCUCACUCCGUUCCCAAGUCAUAACUUGGGAACUCUUCCCUCCCAGUAAUAUACUGUGGACAUACCCUCACAGUGAUCACAAGUCACGCCACCUCCAACGCUCUAAUUUCUUGGACUACUCGAGGUCUCCAAUCGACCGGAAAUAACUGCAAUUAAUACUUACAAAUAAGUAUUAUCUUACGAGAUAAUACUUACCAUAAGUAUAGGCCCUUGUAGAGCACUCGGGCUCUUCAUAUAAAGCAACUAAGCUCACUGUAAAGCACCACGUGCAGCACCAUUAGGCUCCCAAAGAAGUACAAUGGGUUCUAAAAAAAAAUGGUUUCGUUGUGCCUGUGCUCACCGUCAUUCAGCGCCCCACGAACGCAAGUUAGCCCACCGCAAUAAACACGAAGAUCA
Procambarus clarkii (red swamp crayfish) is the source of this 2520-nucleotide messenger RNA. RefSeq names its product ionotropic receptor 21a. Gene Ontology annotation, cellular component: membrane. Lineage: Eukaryota; Metazoa; Arthropoda; Malacostraca; Decapoda; Cambaridae. The record is from RefSeq and is a predicted model, not a curated record. Gene Ontology annotation, molecular function: ligand-gated monoatomic ion channel activity.